UUUAAGGAUCACUAUUUAAACCAAGAAUGUCUACUAUGCUCACAAUGUUUAAACAAGAUGCUGAGAUGGUCAAUGUUGCAAAGAGAACCCCCACAGCUGCAAAGAUCGCUGAAAGAGCACUUGAGAAUUCCAACCUGAGACUCGAUAGGGACAUCACUGACUAUCUAUACAAAGUGAAACUCGCCUUGCUGAACUUUUUUAAUCAGUACAAAAGAUUGGAUUUUAACCUUAAGUAUUACUCGAACAAGAAGCUUAUUGGUAAGCUGCCUGAGGAUAGCUAUUUCAGGAUGAAGAAGUACAACUUUGUCAGCAUUGGAGGAUUCACUAAGUCUAAGGACCCCAAUGCUAAGAGGUUACUUCAGAAACUUCAUUCCAAUAUCUUCAAAGUUUUCUAUUUUGGACAUGAAUUUAAUCCUAUGGAGAUGAAGCCCUUCUCUUACUAUAAGAAGGAGGUGAUGAAGAUCCUUCCUAAGGUGAGCCUUGAGGUGUGCAUCUCAGGAUGUGUCAUUACCAAAAAGGACCUGUUGCACAUCAUUCAUAGCUCCUCUGAGUGCAAAGCACUAAAGUUCAAGAACUGCGUCAUCCAAUCUGGUGAGAUUAGUAUCAAAAAGUCUAUUAAGUUUAAAACUAACUUAGUUGAAUUUGAUAACUGCAAGAGUUCAUCAAAACAGGAAGAUUUUAUGGGUUCCUUACAUGUUCAGAACCUCUUGCAAGCUAUGCUGGAAUGCUCACUUGCACAGUCCUUGAUCUCCAUCAAGGUGAGCAACUGUGGUGCCACCAGGGAGGACUUCUUAAGCCAGGCUGAAGAACUCAACCAUAAUGGAGUCAAAAUUUAUGAUGGUAGCGACAAGUAA
Moneuplotes crassus is the source of this 854-nucleotide messenger RNA. The record is from the annotation of a GenBank genome assembly. Lineage: Eukaryota; Ciliophora; Spirotrichea; Euplotida; Euplotidae.